ACGGUGUGCACUGCUGCAACAGUCUACUCGCGUGUGUCUCUGUCUCUGUCCACGGUCGGCUCGCCGAGUGCCAAACCGAACGGGCAAACGGGAGAUAUCGGUGUGCGCGAAAGAGGGCUGAAUCGACUCUCGGUUUUUCCGACAAAUUUGGAGAAAAUUUUUCGCGAUCAAAGACGUUCGAGGUGCCGCGACGCCGCGCUAAACACCUACGAAGGCCUGGACAGCUCGCCGACAACUGCACCAGCUCUCGCUAAACCGUUUUGUGAAUAUAGUACGCGCGAGCGACUUAAUAUCAAAAUUGCAGGACAAUUAUUAUAAAUGACCCGUAAUUACGAUUGUUCCAGGCGACACACACUUAUUUACUCCCCAUGGUUUCUCGGGCCGCUGCCUAAUUUAACCCUUGCUUCUGGAAAUUCGUGUAAUUCAGACAAAUUGGUCGUAUAAAUAAAUGUAAUAUAUUACACGUACGCGAACAAAUUGAUCUUUUAGCUAACGGGUUCAUCCGAUUUAUGAUGUACGCCUCUUGUCAACGUGCAAACUGAGCGACAAACUUGUGAAAAACUUGUGUGAGGAUUUUUUUUCAAUCAAGUGUUAAAAUUUUUUUACACCAUUGCGUCGUCCGUGGUCGCUGGCCGUCGCCACGCUUGCCCGAUAUUACCAUUCUACCGCGAUUAGGUUUUACUCGUUUUUCUCGUUUUUCUAAAACAGUGUCCGUCAGUGACUAUGUUUCGGUUCUUCGUCAGCUGCCCGAGUUCAGUCCUGACCAAAGAUCCAUCAGUGUCGAGCUGACGUUCGGUGAAUAGACAACCGGUUGUCUAGAGUGUUCCUGCAGGCCUUCUUCUCCAAGGAUCGAUCAAUUCUUCCAGAAUUUCGGAUUUGGAUUUGACCAUAAUUCAAUACUAGAGGAAUACUAAUUCAGUGACAAUUAAAAACAGUUUCUACAACUUAUGUAUUGGUUGUUGUUGUCUAAAUUAUAAACCAAAAAGGAUCUCGUGCAGUGACCAUUAAACCUAGUGAUCGAAACAUUAUACAGAUUCGAACACCGACGAAUGGUAUAAUAGUUAAUAAUCAGUGUCCAUACGAUAACAGUAAAAAUACUCCAGCAAUGCUCGAAAGUGGAAAGAAACUGGUGACAAGCCUUUUCUGGAAAUAACCCGUCGACGUACCGGAAAGAAAAAUAAAACCGUCGAACUUGAAGUUUCCGCCGUUGUACGAGGCAUGAGGAGAGAGAGAGCGAACAGCGCAACGUUUUGAACUUAUUAAAAAAAAAAAGAAAAAAGAAAAGGGGGUGGAGGUAAAGAAGAUCGCGGUAAACUAGCGAGCGUUGUAAGCAAGGCAGGCGAUAGAAGCCCCGUCACCCGAAUAAGAAUAUCCAUCCUGCACAGUAAAUGCGCGGCGCUCGUCUGUCAGAGCUAUUAUCGAGGCGUAGUUGAGGCCCUGUUUGAGGCCAGCCCCAAAAUUCGGGCCCCGAGCGGGAUCGGGGCGUCGGCGACGGCGACGGCGACGGCAAGAGGCGGCUGCGGCGGCGUCGGCCUUGUGUCAACGGUGGAGCGACCGGGAAGUACAACGACGCUUAACUUCACGGACCUGGGGAGCCCCUUCGGGGCGGGCGACCCGUGUCCGUCGAGCACCCCGACGCCGAACAGCAUGAGCGGGGGCCCGUCGGGGGGCGGCGGAGGUGGAGGCGGAGGCGGCAGCGGCGGGUCGGAUAUGGAGCAGCAUCUCCACCACGCUGGUCUGGGUUCGGUGACGCCAGGGCCGGCGGGAAACGGGGGCGACAGCGCCUCGAGCACGCCGGUAUCCCAAUCGGGGAAGUCGGCGUUCAUCGAGCUGCAGCACAACAACCUCUACAACCCGGCCAGCCUCCGGGGCGGCUAUCCUGGGGGACACAACGUCCCUGGCUCCCAUCAGUUUUCCCACCAAGUCGGAUCCCUCGGGCACCAGGGAUCCGCUCCCGGCGGCGGGAACCAGCAGCACGCAGAAAGCGGCUUUCCCAGUCCCCGAUCGGCUCUGGCCGGCUACCCCUUCGCCCCCAUGCACCAGCACAACACCUACGGAUAUCACCUCGGAUCCUACGCGCCCCAGUGUCCGUCCCCGCCAAAAGAUGGCGAGUACCCCAACUGGUGGUGCCUGUUCGCAGACCUCUCCCCGCUGGGCGACAAGAGCGGCUCCCUGGUGGACGAGCUCGGCGGCGGCGGUGGCGGAUCCUUGAGGAACGGAAAGGGGAAGAAAAUGAGGAAACCAAGAACGAUCUACAGCAGUCUUCAGCUUCAGCAGCUUAACAGGAGGUUCCAGAGGACGCAGUACCUCGCCCUUCCCGAAAGAGCGGAACUCGCCGCCAGCCUCGGACUCACGCAGACGCAGGUGAAAAUCUGGUUCCAAAACAGAAGAAGCAAAUACAAAAAGAUGAUGAAGGCAGCGCAGCAGGGCGGCGGCGGAGGCGGAGGUCAGCAUGGAAGCCUUCUCGCCGGAGGAACCGCGCUCCCGGGUGGUCCAUCGCCCCAGCCGGGACAGCCGGGAGGUUUGAUGCAAGGAGGUGGAGGAAGUUCCGUGUCCGGAAGUCCGACGACGGGGUACCUCGGAGGAAUGGGGGGUGGUGGGGGCGGGCACACCCCCGGAAGUUCCAGUCCUGGUAGCGAAAUGUCGCCCCAGCACAACGAGAGCCCGCCGGCGCCCGUCUGGCCCGGGGAGAUGAAGCAUCACCCCCACCCCCACGGGCCACCCCACACCCACCACCACCCCCAUACGCCAGGACACCAUCCGCCCCCGCCGCCUCCGCCGCCCCACCACGCCGGCUACAUGCCGCAGUAUUCCUGGUACCAGGCGGACCCGAAUCCAGGACUACUGACGGUCUGGCCAGCGGUUUAACGAAAAGGUCCACCUGCCGCAAGCUACCUUCGAAUUGAUAGUUCGCUGCCGCAGAUCCGAAACCCCUGAAACUAACUCGUGUGCUCGUCGUCGGUGGAAAAAAAUGAAUUUUUUGAGAACACUGAACAGGGUUCGAGAAUCGUUAUACGGCCGUUCUAUACGUGGUGCUGUGCUAUAUUAUGUGCGUGUGACGUAACGAAUGCUUUUAUGUAUAUUAUUCAAAACGUAAGAGAAAAAUAUGAGAGAAGAACAUGUAACAAAUGAUGAUAAACUAACGAAGAAAUCGCUGCUAUACGACAAACGAUAAAUCUAAGAGUUUAAUUCAUAAUAACCGGUAUAUAAUAAUAAUAAUUAUUAUUAUUAUUGAUACUGCUAUUGUAAAAAUUAUAAGUGUAAUUUUUGGUGAAAUUAGUGUUUAGUGGAAGC
This is a messenger RNA of Diprion similis, 3294 nucleotides long. RefSeq names its product homeotic protein distal-less (gene Dll). The record is from RefSeq and is a predicted model, not a curated record. The transcript is spliced from 5 exons. NCBI's taxonomy places the organism in Eukaryota, Metazoa, Arthropoda, Insecta, Hymenoptera, Diprionidae. Gene Ontology annotation, biological process: regulation of transcription by RNA polymerase II. Gene Ontology annotation, molecular function: RNA polymerase II cis-regulatory region sequence-specific DNA binding; DNA-binding transcription factor activity, RNA polymerase II-specific. Bases 1648 to 2868 code for a protein of 406 amino acids.